Messenger RNA from Alligator sinensis (Chinese alligator), 930 nucleotides. Its product is annotated as cytochrome b-c1 complex subunit Rieske, mitochondrial. The transcript is spliced from 2 exons. NCBI's taxonomy places the organism in Eukaryota, Metazoa, Chordata, Crocodylia, Alligatoridae. Gene Ontology annotation, cellular component: membrane. Gene Ontology annotation, molecular function: 2 iron, 2 sulfur cluster binding; quinol-cytochrome-c reductase activity. Gene Ontology annotation, biological process: mitochondrial electron transport, ubiquinol to cytochrome c. The record is from RefSeq and is a predicted model, not a curated record. Bases 16 to 666 code for a protein of 216 amino acids.
UGAGAUUGGGACACUAUGAAAACUGAUUAUUCCGGCAAGCAAUCUUGCAAAUGUGCACCUGCUAGUGUUCGUUUUGUUCACAAUGAUGUCACAGUACCUGACUUCUCUGACUAUCGUCACCCUGCGGUGUUAGAUAGCACCAAGUCUUCACAAGACAGCGGCGAUGCUAGGAGAGGCUUCUCCUAUCUGAUGACUGCAACAGCAUGUGUAACCACUGCGUAUGUUGCCAAGAAUUUUGUUACCCAGUUUAUUUACAGCUUGAGUGCUGCAGCUGAUGUGAUAGCAGUGUCAAAGGUUGAGAUCAAGUUGUUGGAUAUUCCUGAAGGCAAGAACAUGACUUUCAAGUGGAGAGGAAAACCUCUUUUUGUGCGCCACAGAACCCAGGAUGAGAUUAAUCGGGAAGGAGCAGUUAAUUUGGCUGAACUCAGAGAUCCACAGCAUGAUUUAGAAAGAGUAAAGAAACCAGAAUGGCUCAUACUGAUCGGUGUCUGCACUCAUCUUGGUUGUGUACCCAUUGCUGGUGCUGGUGAAUUUGGUGGCUAUUACUGCCCUUGUCAUGGGUCACAUUAUGAUUUGUCUGGUAGAAUUAGAAAAGGCCCUGCUCCAUUAAAUCUUGAAAUUCCAUAUUAUGAAUUUACAAGUGAUGAUUUAGUUGUUGUUGGUUAGAUGACUGGGCACUUGCUUACUUUCCUUCAUCUUGUUCUGUAUACGCUCUGUAAAAAGGUUAACUAAGAUUCUGGUGUAACAGAAAGAUGGGUGAUCCUAAAGCAUAGCCAGUUGUCCUCUCACACUUUAAGACAGAAGUCUGCUUGAAUGCUUCCUUGUGUUCAGUUUUAAUAAAGAAUCAAGAUGAAUGAACCUUUGUCUGACUUACUAUCAUAAGGUGUAAUUUUCUCACUCUGCCUAAUUAAAGAAAUAUUACAAAAUACA